Molecule: messenger RNA, 1214 nt
Organism: Colletotrichum godetiae
Lineage: Eukaryota; Fungi; Ascomycota; Sordariomycetes; Glomerellales; Glomerellaceae
Exons: 10
Coding region: 183-1166 (327 amino acids)
Biological process (GO): transmembrane transport; carbohydrate transport
Cellular component (GO): membrane
Molecular function (GO): carbohydrate:proton symporter activity
Source: RefSeq, a predicted model, not a curated record
UGGGGUCGAUCGACUUGAACAAGUGUGGGCUUUCCUCUCCGCCGCGGAGACAUAGGAGCCAGGGACUGGCGCAACGUCCAGCAGUAUUGAACAUCGCGAUCCCCAGUCUCAGAACGUUCAAAGUUUGGGUUCAUCUCGUUGUUCAAGAGCAAACGGACCUGCCAUCGUUCAGACCGCAGCCCAUGGCCAUCAUCGGGGCCAAAGAACACCAUGUCGAUCCACAAUUGUCGCAAAUUGCGCAGAAUGACAAGACGAUCUGGUACAAGAAGCCGAACCUGCGCUUCCUCUAUCUCAUCCUCAUCCCAACCGGACUUGGAGUUGAGUGGACGUCGGGCUUUGAUUCUUCCAUGAUGAACAGUCUGCAAGCUGUCUCGUCGUGGUUCGAAUACUUUGGGCGACCCAAUUCUUCAAGGCUUGGCCUUCUUAGCGCGAUCUAUUCCCUCGGUGCUCUCAUGGCCAUUCUUUGUCCCUUAUUUCAGCCAGCGUUUCGGUAUCCCUUUGCCAUUAUCAACGCUUCCUCACUCAUCGGCGAACUUUCCUAUGCCAAGGAGCGUCCAAUCAUGACCAGCUGGUUUGUAGGAGCCAUCGUUGCAGCAGGCAUCACCUUCGGUACUUUUCAAAUGACCACCACCUGGGCUUGGAGAAUCCCCAAAUCGCCCCGCUGGUUGAUAUCUAAAGACCGUGGCGACGAGGCAUUCGCAAUUCUCAACAAGUAUCACAGUGGAGGGAGAGAACGGCGAGGAAUUUAUCAUCAAGUUCUCUGGGCCGAUGUCUUCCGUGGUGCCGCCAUGCGCCGCCGAUUCAUGCUGGCUGGAAUCAUGGGCUUCUUCACACAGUGGUCUGGCAACGGGUUAAUUUCUUUCUACAUGAAGAAGAUUCUCAAUCUUGUUGGCAUCACGGACAAUCACACAGUGCAGAGAUUCAUUCUAGGCAACACGUGCUGGGGUUUCAUCAAUGCCGUUCCGAUCGCGUUGAUAGCACCACGCUUUGCCAGAAGAAAGAUGUUUCUCACAUGUACAAUCGGUACUGCUUGCGUUUACACCGUCUGGACUGUCGCGUCAGCAAGGUUCGCCAUCGAGCAAUCCCAAAGAGCUGCUAUUCCAGUCUUGGUCUUCAUUUUUGUUUAUUCGCCGUUUUACAACAUUGGAUGGAACGCCCUUGCGUAAAUGACCCCUCGAUCUCCUUUCUCUCCUUACCUAUCCCAUGAACUCCGC